GCUGACGUAACCGCCGUAGCCCUGCCACACAACCGGCGGCGGUACGAGAUCCGAUGCCAUUGGAGAUGCGACCAUCCGACAACAACGAUGGCAACGACAAUGCAGUGAUUCCUGUCGAGAUCAGCGAGUCCGUGGGGUCGUACACGGCCAAGCUCAUGGACGACGCUGCGAUUCAAUCGCUGCGCCGCGAGUUGCGCGCGUACGAGGCCAGCAUUGCACAGGAUGGCCACAUGAAGGAGUUUGUCGCGACCAAGCCGACCAAAGUCAGUCGCAUUGAGUUGCGCCAGCUUCUUCCCUGCCGCAGUAACAACGACGACGACGCGGUCGCGAUCGAGCAUCCGACCGCACCGUCAACUGUCGACGGCACACCAGUUGCACGACCAUUGCGACCCCACAGGAACAGCGUGAUUCGACGCCGCGACUCGUUUGCCACCGCCAUGGUUAAACACCACCUUGGGUUCGACCCGCUCAUGCAGACAGAUGACGAAUCCUCUGACAAGCACCGUGCAGAAGAAAGCACAAUCACUCCCCGUCGCCCUGCGUCUGCCAUCACCUCCCAUAACCACAAGGCGGCGCUACCGACUAAACCCGCUUCGCGCUCGCGUCCAGCCACAGUCAACGUGAGCAGCGGCGCGGCGCGGCAGCGACCUUUCGCUCAAGUGCACAAGGAGGAGAAAGUAGCAUUGCAGGCGCUCGAAGCUCAGUACUCUGCGGCCAAGGACAUGGUGCUUCGGCACAUGGAUCGAUGGGGGGUACGUACUCGCCCCGACGGAGACAUCAGUUCCUCUGUCUUUUCAAAGUUGAACAAGUUCGAUGAAAAGCUCGGAUUCCAACACCCCGAGGACACCGACAAUCGAAAGUCCCCCCGCCCCCAUCGACCGCCCCCCCAACUCACUUCGCAUUCGGCUCUGCCACACAUGACGACAGGGUCGCGCCCCCACCAUCGUCAACCACCGUACAAAUAACGUUAGAAUUCUUUUGGGU
This is a messenger RNA of Aphanomyces invadans, 984 nucleotides long. RefSeq lists its product as hypothetical. The record is from RefSeq and is a predicted model, not a curated record. The transcript is spliced from 3 exons. The coding region runs from base 54 to 965 and encodes 303 amino acids. NCBI's taxonomy places the organism in Eukaryota, Oomycota, Saprolegniomycetes, Saprolegniales, Verrucalvaceae.